Pomacea canaliculata is the source of this 9929-nucleotide messenger RNA. RefSeq lists its product as uncharacterized. The coding region runs from base 868 to 1809 and encodes 313 amino acids. The record is from RefSeq and is a predicted model, not a curated record. NCBI's taxonomy places the organism in Eukaryota, Metazoa, Mollusca, Gastropoda, Architaenioglossa, Ampullariidae. The transcript is spliced from 5 exons.
CAAAACUCACAGCAAGGACUCUUUUCUUCAUGUUGAUAGUGUUAACCUCAUCACACAAACUAUGACAUCGGAGACAAAAAAAUCCGCGGUGCUGAUAUUGGUGCAACAAUUUCACGAUUGCCUUUGAACAUCCGAUUCAUUACCGCGACCUACAUUUGGAUCUCUGCACAGAAUGUACUAUGUAGCAUUGCAUGACUAUUGGUUCUUUACUUUAAAAGGAUUUGUGUGAUCUCGUGAAUGUCCGGAAUUUCCCGAGCCAGCUUCGCCGUCAACACACCCACAUACCCGCCCAAGGUCAGGCCGCAAUCAGGUCACUUGGCAUAUAGUACCUGGGCGUCUUCCCUGCUGAAUGCUCCUGUAGUGCGUCAUCUCUCUUCAAACCAGCAGCGCAUUUAACCAAUACCGAAAUAAAUAUAGCGGUGCUCCGCACAAACGAUCACAGACAUAUACACGUAAGAAUUUAAGAUAUAAACUGUAGCUGUAGCGUCUUUGGUUACACUCCGUGCAGAGUUGUCUACCGUUUAUGAGGGACGGCAACUUCCGGUUCGUGGCUUGUCUUCCGGUCGGGAAGAGUAAAUAAAGCACCGUAGAAUCUGCUGUCGAUGCUGUAUUGAACGAUGGGCAGAGGUCACUGCAUCAAGGAAGGCAAGCACUGACGGCCGAUGAUGUUGCCGGCAGCACGUUUUGCAGACAAAAAUGUCCUUCCGCAUUGCAAAAAAGAUCAGAUGGAGAAGCGCGACCGAGUCGGGCACCUGUCGUCUGCAAUGUCUUCUAACAUUGAUUAGCAUAAAUCUCGACCACGCUUUGAAGAGAAAAACUUCAUCAACCCUAAAAUUUGCCUAAGGACAGCCUCAAAAUCAGGCAGCCAUGUUUCAUAUACGCCAUAUCAAGGUGCCAGCACACCUUCGCAACACAAAGCAUGGUCCUCUCUACUCUUUCUACGCAGCUUCCGGCUUUGGGCCACCCAACAUGAAGGAGAACCUACGACGAGGUGUCCUUUUAGCCACUGUAGCAUCUGUUCUUCUUCUAGUGGGAUCACUAUUAACCUGGCUAGGUUUGUACAUGUUCACGGAGGUCUUUGGCAACAAACUACCAAUCAUGGGUCCACUAGUCUUGGCUGUAGGGUUACUUCUUCUUGCUUUGGCACUGCGACAGUUUUGCCUUGUUUGGAAACACAAGCGAUCACAAGCAAGAAAAGAGAAGGCAGAUGGUGCUAGGACCCAAAGAUCUGGAGAAGAGGUAGAAGGUGAGACUGAGGAAGCUGAUGCAGGUGCAGUGGAAAUGGAAACAUGGAGUCAUAAUGAGAGCAGCAACACUCCCUUCCCACAGAAUAGUUAUCCCGGGUGUUGUGACCCAUCUGCUGGUGAAAAGUUGCACCAUCAAGGUUCUGGGGUCAUUGGGUCUCUUCCUUCUACAAUGGUUACUACAACCCAGACUACCCUGAUGAGUCUGCCUCAUUCUACUACCUACCAACCAGUCUCAGCAUCAUGGAUACCUCCACCGACACCAACGUCUCCUAUCCCUGGUACAGCACCAGAAGGCAAAGUUCGCUCCUGCAGUGAUCUGGCAAUCAUGGGUACACCUCCCAACCCACGCCCAGUCAUACGCUACAGUCAGGGUCAGCUGCAGCUGCUAGAUUGCCAUGCUGCAGGUGCAGGGCUGGGAGGGACAGCCAUCAGCCCCUCAACUAUAGCCAGCACUCCCAGCCAUCAGUCCUUGGGGGAGCGCAGUGGGAGUGUACAGGAGGGCAACAGUUACCAUAGCUUGUCCCUGUCACUGGAGAGAACUGAUGUCUUGGAGACUAUUUAAUGCCUAUUCCAGAAGCUUCUUCCUGCACAUAUUUAGUGUGUUGCCACAGAGGCUGUGCACUGCACUGCCAUUGAUUAUCAGUAAGUUUAUUUGACGACAAGUGAAUGACAGCAUUUGGAUUGUUUUCCACUUGUGUUUCAUGUGGGGAUGCUGUUGUGCCAUUCCUGGGAUGUGUUAUGAAUAUGUUCAUCAGCAUCAUAGCCUUUACCAUAGAGACAAACUUUUCAACAAUCACCACGAAUACACAACAUAUCUGACCAUUUCAUUGGGAGAUACUUGCAGUAAGCUUAAACAGUAAUUUAUCACAGUAGAUGAUCUUCGGGACCACUGGCUGUGAUGGCUACUACUGUGUCUGUGAUGCCAGAAAGGUUGUUCAUGUAGCAGCUGAGCACAACAGAACUGUACAUAUGCUAUGUUUUACUUCUAAAAUUCUAGUCUGGGGUAUUAUGCAUUUACUGAUUGCUUCGAGAACAUUUCUGUCUGAAACAAGAAAAUUUGUUGAUAUGAAUUAUUGGAAAAGAAAACAUCUAUUUAUAUCACUUUUAUACCCUAUUUAGUGGGAUUCCUCACCAAUAGAAAAUAUCACAAGGACAGCAUUCUGGACUCAAAUUUGCAUUGCUUUGAAGCUGUCGAACAAGAAUGUCUUGCAGGAAUAUUCAACAUAUGAAAUGGAUACCAUCUUGAUGCAAUGUGCCUGAAGUGCUGAUGUGACCAACACUUUGUUGACUUUGUCAACUCAGCCUUAAGACUUCAUGUGAAUCCUAGCCCUGCUCUUCACAGAUGUCACACCACAUCAUCUAGCUCCACAUGCUGUUCAUGGUAUUAUUAUUUAUGCAUUUUUGGAAGGAGAAGGGAGGCUAUAAUUAUAGUCUUAAAGCAAGAAUCCCAGUGUGCACUUUUAUCUCAUCUUUGAUCAUCAUCCCUCUGAUGUAUUUAAAAAAAAAGACAUGGACAGAUUUUUCAAACUGUGAAUUGUCUGACAGUUUAGCAGCACAUGGUCUCGGUGGUGAGGCUAUAGUAAGUUCUUUUAUCCUAAAAUCAAUAAACUAUGGAACAAUGUAUGCUGUCUGCUAAAUAGUCCAGUCACUGUCAUGUGGUACAAUAAGCUCCAAUGUCUUAAAAAUUCAGAUUGCAGUAGCUUUUCUAGUCUUCACAAAAUACAUUUACAUAUGUUGAGGCAUUAAUCAGGCCAUUCCUGUUUUAAAAAAAAAAAUUUUGGUUAAAGCAAAAGCAUAUAUUACACUGUACGUACCUUGUACAUAUACAUGCAUACACUCCUAUAUUUAUAUAUGUACACACUGCCGUUUCAUACUCUCUAUAUGUCCCUGAUAUCAAAAAGCAUUUCUUAAUUUAUAGGAGUUUGAGCUCUAUGUUUAAACUAUGUCCAUUUUGAAGAUACAAAUGAGAGGUCCAAGGUGAUUUACAUUAUAUUUUCAAUGCUAAAACAGUUGGAUUAGGUCCAUGUUUUCACUUCAAAGUAAUGCUGUCUUAUGAGUGAGAUAUUUAAUUACAUCUGACAAAUUGGGAGCAAGUGCUCAAUUCAGAUGCACCAAUCAACAUUAAUUUCCUGUUGCUUUAUAUUUAAGGAAAUUCUUAAGAUAUCACAUAUUUUCUAUGACCUUUGAUGUUACCAGUCAUCAUUAUCUGAUUUACUUAAAAGGGUUUAUUUUAAUUUGAAAAAUAGUGUGCAUUAAUAAAGGGUACUUUUCCAUCAAUUAAAAAAAAAAUAAAAAAAAUAAAACCCCAUCACAAUAUUAUCAUUAUAAUAAAAUAUACCAGAAGAGGUUAUAGGGGACUCUGUUUUACAAUGUGUUUAUGAACCAAAGAAAUAUCAAACCAUUUACUUCAUGAACUGAUUUUUUUGUUAAGUUAAAGCAUUACUCAAAAUAUUUUAUCAUGUAAUUGUUUCUAUAUGCAUAAUGUGUGUGUGCAUUCUUGCCUGUGCAUGUGAAAUGUGUCAUUAAUUAAUAUGCAUGGUUGCUAACUUUCAUUCAUUCUCAUUAUUGCUGGUUAUUGCAUAGGAGUAUCAAAAAGACAAUGAAUCAUUUAUGACACAUUAAAAACACGAAUACACAUUGAAAUAUUCUUAUUUAUCAUUAUUUUUGUAUUAUGAAAUAAUUUCUCUAUGUAAAACUCGUAAAGCUUAGAAACAUUCUAAAACUGAAUUAAACACGUCCUUGUAAGCCAUUCUAUUUUUUAAAAAUAGAUUUCUGCAUGUAAACUGAUUAUUAGUUUAACAUUGUAAAUGACUGUUUGAAUGACUGAAUUUAAUAGCAACAGUGUUGAGAGAGGGAGGUUGGUUGAUUGUCAUUCAUGUGAGGUUGCACUAACAACAGGGAUGUUGUGACUUAUGACUAAAGAUAGGGAAGAAAUCUUUAAAAUGAUUUCCAUGGCAUAGGCAUUGUAACUUUAUAUUUAUCACAGCUAGAAGCCUUUUUCUUCUAGCAACACUCAAAAGUUGCUCUUUUUAACUAUUUUGAAAUCCCUUUUUUGAAUGUAGUAUAUUUUACAGAUAGCAGUUGGUUUUGCCUCUAAUGUUAAAUUAAAUUGUUUAUAUUAUUUGCCCAGAUUGAGUUUUUGCCCAAUAUUCAGUUUUGCUGGCAGAUUUGAGACACAGGAAAGGGGAUGCAACUCCUCACAAGAACAUGAUGCAGCACUAGGAAAAAUGGCCUGCAGCAUAUUGUGCAAAUGUUAUUGGUGACUAGUCUUCUUUGACUUGAUAAGUCUUAUCAUCAAUUUUUUCUGCUGUCACUUCCUUAUUAAAGGGAAGAAAUACUAACAUUAGCAGUGAAAGUCAUUCCAAAAAGUACUGAUGUCUGGUUGCUCAAACAGUUGUAUUGAUUUUGUUUUUGAGGAUUAUUCUUAGAUGACUAUUUUGCUACUAAACUGUGAUGAUUCUGUUAAUAUGUGUCUUGGGCCUUCACUGUCUCUUUUUUUUUUGCGUCGCUUUUUUAGGCAUUUUCCACAAUAUUUUAGAGCUUUAUUUAUGUGGCAUCGAAAGGUAACAUUUGAUAGGCUGUUUCUUUGGGAGAAAAGUCAUAGAUCUUUUUCUUUUGGAUGUUUAAACUAAUUAACAUUUAUUAAUUGUAUAUGCUAUUGCAUAUUUUUGGGAAAAUUUUUUGCAUUAAGCAUUUGAUGUAGUUAUUGUACUUAUCAUUGAUUGAUCACACUGGUUAUUCCUUCCUUUUAAAAAGUGUAGUAUCGUAAAACAAGCAUACGGUUGAUCCUAUAAAGUAUUCAUUUUAGUUUACUUAAAGGGUCAUAGCGGUCAGAUAAUAUUAUAUGGAUCUUAUUUAUGUCAUGAUUUUCUAAGUUACAAACUGUGUAUUGUUGUCCUCAGAUUAAGAUAUCAUAUUUUGGUUUUGAGAAUAUAAAGUUGAAAACCAGUUACAAAAGUUUAAAUAGGAAAAUGUUUGAAAAUAUUUGAAGUUUUGAAACAGCAACAGUAAAUUUAAAAAUAUUCAUGGGCUGUGUGUUAAAAAUUACAGAAUAUUGGCAGCUAGGGGAAGCUCUGCGUAAGAUGCUCCUGCAUGGUUUUAUGUAAAGAUCUUAUCUAUAUCUUAGAGUUUAUGUAGUUUAUAUGGAAAAUGAAUAUUGGAGAUAAAAGACAUUAAGGAAGCUGUCAUGAAAUAUUAUUUGGUGGGUCUUAAACUAGCAAAAUUUAAUUUGUUAACAUGUUUUGUAAGUUUUGGGGGAAACAGGUAAUUUUACAAGGAGAAAAUGUUUUUCUUUAUAGUAAAUAAUCAUAAGUAAGCUCUUCAUUUGAAGACACAACCUGAUAUGGUGAGAAAGAUACAGAUUCAGGAUUUCUGGAUGAUAUUGUUAGAAGUAUUAUUAUUCACAUCAUUUAGGCAUUUUAAUAAAUAUAAAAAUAAAAUAUGGAAAGAUAUCGAAUCAUAAUGAACUGCAUAAAAAAUUAUGCAUGUGUGUGAAUAGGUUUUCUGAGAAAAGUCAUAAAUAUGAAGAACUGUGAUGUUUGCACCAGUUAAGUGAUGCUUGAAAACUGGUUCAGGGGACAAGUACACUAGACUGAAUAGAUAUUGGGGUCUCAAACAACAGACAUGAGAGAUAGGAAGAUGUAGCAGCCACAUGGAUUAACAUGAAUUUAGCAUGGAUGUUCUCAGAUUAAAUAACCAAAUUUAACACAAGCCAUUCCAAAUGGACAUGUACCUGCAUAGACUGUGGUGAACACUCCCUCCUCCCCCCCUUGCGCUCUCUCGUGGACCCACAGUUAAGGGCUUGACAAGGGUCAUAAUGUCACUUUGUCUUUCUUUUCAAGAUUUUCUUUCCACCUGAUGUGUGCAAUGUCUGCUUUUGUUUUUGAGAGGUUUACUUAAUGUUGAUCCUUUCUUGCCUUUACUAGUGCUUUGCUGAAUGGUUAGCAGUUGCCUUAUGUCAUUCACAUAAAUCUGAUAUUUUGCUUUUGAUGAAAUUCAACAGAUUGCCUUGAGUGUUGGCUAAAAGUGUUGGUUACUAAACAGACAUCUUAAACACAAAACUAUUAGAUGUUUACAUUCUUUCUUGAACAUGUCUGGAAAUAGUAUUUGGGGUCAUAAGCAAAUGAUACAUAACGGUGGUCAUAAAUGAAUGACACAAAGCGGGCAAGCAGUGUGGGGUUACCUGACAAUGACCAGUGCUGUCUGACCUUUCCCUUAUUUGCAUUUGCUAAGCAUGUGCAUUUAAUAUAUGUUUGUUUUGUGAUGCAUCAUGAGCUUUAAAAGAGAGUGACCCAUCUUUUUCUGUCAUCUUCGUGGCUGAAAUGAAGUUUUAUGUGUAUUGCUUUGACGUCUCAUUUUGAAAUCAUGCCAUAGGUACCUUUUGUCACGGAUAAUAAAUGUGUGCAACUUGCUGCUUUGUGUGCAACAGUUAGAUUUAGUGUGAAGCAUUAUAUACUUUUCUUUGAAUUAAGCAGCUUAGUAUUUAUAUAGUAGGAUUUUUGGAACUGUGCAAUCUCCAUAGUAAUUUCUACCAUCUUUUGUUUCCAGACACUGGGUUUUUUUUUACUAUGGAUGUAAAGAUCUUUGUAUAUAUAUAUUCACACACAUCUAUACACAUGUAUUUUUGUGAGUGCAAUGUUGAUGUUGUGUUGUAAAUUGGGUGCAAUACAUGUAUUUUUGAUCAAUAUUUGACCUCUAUGAUUUUUGAGACAGUGUAUACUAUACAUGAAAACACAGAUAAUGUAUUUUUAUCAAAAUCCACAUGCCAUUGUGUGGUCUGCAUUUUGAAUCUUUGACUGUGAUGGUUUAUCAUUGCACUUUUGUAGAUCUUAUGUAACUCUUUGUAUUAAAAAAAACAGCCUUGUCGCUGUUUCUCAGUAUUUUGUCUUUUUUACUUUUUUUUGUAACUUGCUUAAACUAAGAUUGAUUUCCAUUUGUUUAUAUACUGUUACUAUUAGUUCUUCAUCUGUGUAUGCAUUUAUAAUGUGUUACUAAGAAAUAGUUACAAUUUCCCUCAGAAACUUUCUUUGUGGUUCUGUUCAUGUACUUAACACACUGGGCCCUGGCUUAUGGCUAUAGUCAUCAUGCACUUUUGGUCACUUCAUGUUAAUGCAAAGGCGGUCAGAAUUACACAGUAAACAUCCUUGGUCCAGGGAGUUAAUGACAAUUGAUGUUUUGUGCCAGAUGACACAUGAGUGCCUGCCUUGUCUUCUUCUCUUGGUCACUGUCAAAGCCCUGUCUUUUCAAAAUAUAAACUAGAUAUUCACCCAGAAUGUAGUAGAUAUGAGACCUGCUGUCAGGAAUUUAGUAAUAUGGUUCUGUCUGCCAUUCAAGAAAGUAAUACUAGUUCUAGGAAAGAAUAUUUUUUCUCAGACACUUUUGACACCAGUAUUUUGACCAGGAACAAUGAUAAUGUACACCUGAGAAACUACUGUUGAAAUUGUGAUGUUUAUCAUCCUGACAAUCAUUAAAUACCUUUUUCUUUCAGGUACAUGGUGUCCUUUUGCUAAACAAAAUACAAGAAUUUAUAAUUACUCUAAUUGAUUACAAUUAAAAGUAUCGAUCAUUCCUCAUUUUGGGCAAUACAAGUUGCCACAUAUUUUAUCUUUCUAUGUUUAUGUUAUCAAGAUUUCAUUGUUAGUCCACAAUUUAAAAUACUUUGACACUUUAGGUGUCUUCAGUAAAUCUUCAGAUUUAGUCCAUACAAUACAAAUGUACUUGUUUUAACCUGAGGUAGGUGUUGACAUAACAGUAACACUUACAGAGAGGGAUGAUUCAGACAUGCAGGACUAGUAGUAAUGUCACAUAGUGCACAGGAUUGUCAAAUCACGCAUUCAAUUUCAUACAGGUAUAGUUUAUUAAAGUCUGUCUCACACAAAACAGCAAAGCGACAAAACAAAAAAGAAGCUGGAAAAUGGCACUAUAUUAAUAACCUUUAUUAGUAGUAGUACUAUUAUUAUAUUUAAGAAAGAUUGGGUAAAGAGGGGAGAAGAUGAUCUGUGGAAGAAAUGUUUAUGGUACAUGGAUCCUUCAGUUCUUUUGGGAGACACACCAGAAAAAAGAAUGUGUGUGUGUUUGUGGGUGUGAGUGCAUUUCAGUUUGUGCACGUGUACCUGUGUAUGUUAGCUGUCUGCCUGAUGUUGCUGUGUUGAUUAUAUAUAGUAUGCUGGUACUUUUAGUAGCUUCCUAAGCAGAAAAAGUCACAUUUGUCCCUGACAACCACAUAUUUCAGUCUGUGAAAGUAAUAAAAUGUCAUCUUUUUCAAAAUUAUUUUAUAUUUUUGUGUGAAACUUCUAUCAAAAAUCAUAUCAAGGUUGCUUACCAAUAACCUGGCCUCGUCAGACAAAAUGAGUAUUUUGUGGCACUAAUGUACUAUGAAGCAAGCCCACAGUAUUGGUUUCUUUCCCCUUCUGUGUUUUAUACCCAAUUUUAAAACAUUCAGUGUGAUCUAUUUAGAAACAUGCAAAUUCAGUCUGUGUUCAGUGCAUUGUACAUACACAUUAUCAGAAACUCAGUUGACAUGGUUAGAUAUGUGCUUAUUGGAUGAUCAGCCUCUUUGUAACAGAAAUAGUAAUGGUGACACGUACGUAUAGAAACAACUUUUAAAAGUGGUCACUUGAACUGUAUUCAUUAUUUUCUGCUUUCUUAAUUUCAUGAUGAUAAACAAGGAAGCACUGGAGGAUUCUUGUUCAUCAUUUUUCCUGGAAGAGUGAAAAAAAGAAAAAUUCUUUUAAAAAGAGUUCAUGUGGUGCUGGCAGCUGCAGAAGGAGGUCACAAGAAAAUGAGAUCUAACCCUUGAACUUUGUAUGCUGUUACUGACUUCUGGAAACUUUAAUAGCAAAAACUUGGGACACAUUGUUUUGUAUAUUUUUUUUACAGUAGAAUAUACUGACCAUUUAAAAAGGUAAGAAAUUAAAUGCAUAUCUAAUUCUUUCUGCUAGUUACACUGUAGUUUCUGUUCUGACUGUUCUGGAUUUUUUGUGUCACAUGGUUUAUUUUUGAAAUAAAUCCAUUGUCUCUUUUCAUAACAAAUAAAUGAAGUGUUCUUUAAAAGAGGUUUUGGCACAUUUUAUGAAUUUUGCAUUUUUCUAUAAAAUUUGAUAAUGCCUAUGCCUUGAAAUAUUUCAGAAUGCAUUUUUCUAAGCACAUAUUAAGAACAUGCUUAGGACGAUUAUGGCCUAGCACUUCAGUCCGCCUGGAAACAACUUUCUACCAAUGAUGUUUGUGCUGGUAGAUUUUGUACUGAAUAUUUCUGAGCAUUGUGAUCUCUUUAAAAUAAACAUCACAAUCAGUAUAUACUUCUAAGAAAACACAUAGAGUUUAAAGAAAAUUUAAAAAAACAUUGCCAAACAUAUCUGUAGAAGAAAUUUCUACAGAAAUUCAAGUACUCAUUAUGUAAAAAUGUUGUUGGACACUUGACACCUGCAAAGUGCUUAGUUGUGAAAAGUUAUGUGUUGUGAAAUGAAAUAUUGUGACCAGAGAAUGAUUAUUUUAUAUACAGAGAGAGAGAGACUAAGGCAGGUGAACAUUACAUAAUUACAAAGUUGAAUAUGUGAAAGGUUUUCAUCUAUCAGGUCACAAAUGUGUUGGAUACCCAGUCCAAAAAUUGUAUAUCUCCCACCCAUCCACCCCAUCAUGAUCAAAGUCAGAUGUUGUUCAUGAGAAUAAAAAGUGCUGUUGUCA